Messenger RNA from Labeo rohita (rohu), 894 nucleotides. RefSeq lists its product as uncharacterized. The record is from RefSeq and is a predicted model, not a curated record. Gene Ontology annotation, biological process: G protein-coupled receptor signaling pathway. The coding region runs from base 1 to 894 and encodes 297 amino acids. Gene Ontology annotation, molecular function: G protein-coupled receptor activity. Gene Ontology annotation, cellular component: membrane. The transcript has a single exon. Lineage: Eukaryota; Metazoa; Chordata; Actinopteri; Cypriniformes; Cyprinidae.
AUGAACGCGCAGACUCUCUCCACAAACGCCACGGUUUCUCUUAUUCAACUUUCUGUCGACUUCUCUGAACCUGGACACUACUUCCUAUAUGCUUACCACAUCAUAUUCGCCACAAGUGCGGUUCUGCUGUCAGGAUCGGUAGUCGUCGGAAUCUUAAAAACGAAGCACCUCCGAGUUCAAAACAGAUUUGUGUUUAUGCUGAGCACAAGCAUGUGUGACGUUGUCACGGGCCUAUCUCUAUAUUACUCAACUCUUUUUGACGUUCAAGAGGGAUACCCAUCCAGAAACGGAACGUAUAAUAUUUUACCGUCUUUUCUCGGUGUGAACCUUUUAACGUUUAUGUUUUCUCAGUUUGAUAGAUACUGCGCUGUGUGUUAUCCUUUCUACUACAAGCGCUUCGUGUCGCGCUCCCUUGUCAUAGGCGUCUGUUCGUACUGCUGGUUCCACACUUGUGCUCUGUUUCAGCUUGUGGUGAAUUUAAUUCCAGUUACACUAGCUAAGAAGGUAUACGCCUUCAGCAUUGCCACUUUACAGAUUGUCGUGUUGACCAAUGUGGUGAUGACGAUUAAAUUGUUCUUCGUUGCCAGACAUCAAGUUAAACGGGACCCUCCAAGUGCGGAGAGGGACAGCAAGGUAGAGUCCUUAAAGAUUAUAAUUGUCGUCGUAAUUACUUUUUUAAUUUUCUGGUACCCCGCAUUUGUAAACAUAGUCGUAAAGCAAAUUUCUAAUUACGGCAUUUAUUUUCAAAACGACGGCACGAACCCUUUUUUAAUAUUGGCCCGUUUCAAUGCACUGUCUACUUCGGCGCUAUACGUUUGGGGAAGUCCGGCGUUACGCAUCGCUGUGUGGCGCAUCGGUUGGUACAAGAUCUUGCCAAAGUGCACAAGAAGGUGA